This is a messenger RNA of Myxocyprinus asiaticus (Chinese sucker), 5445 nucleotides long. Its product is annotated as exopolyphosphatase PRUNE1-like. NCBI's taxonomy places the organism in Eukaryota, Metazoa, Chordata, Actinopteri, Cypriniformes, Catostomidae. Gene Ontology annotation, cellular component: cytoplasm. The transcript has 8 exons. The record is from RefSeq and is a predicted model, not a curated record. Gene Ontology annotation, molecular function: exopolyphosphatase activity. The coding region runs from base 128 to 1483 and encodes 451 amino acids.
UUCCACUGCCAAAACUUACACUCGCCAAAGCCCUGAGACACUGUGCACAUUGCAGAGGCACCGAAGCGUAUUUUGACACGCUUGUAGGAUACUUCGCUUCGUGAAAUCCCUCGGGCUCCGUGUGACAAUGGAGGCAUAUUUACGGAGCUGUCACGAUGUGCUUAAGGGUUGUAGUAAGAACAGCCCUGGGCUGCAUAUCGUAAUGGGGAAUGAGGCUUGUGAUAUGGACUCCAUGGUGUCAGCACUGACCUUCGCCUACUUUCUUUCAAAGACUCUGGACUCUAAGAGGGUACCAGUGCCAGUACUCAAUAUCCCACGGGCUGAGUUCCCCUUGCGUUCUGACAGUAUAUUUAUGCUGAGAGAGACCGGUUUAUCCCAGGAAUACCUGUUGUUCAGGGAUGAGGUGGACCUCUACAGCCUACACGAGGCUAAACAGCUCACACUGACGCUGGUUGACCACAACAUUUUGCCCAGUGCUGACAGUAAGUUGGAAGAGGCUGUUGUGGAAGUGAUUGACCAUCACCUCCUAGAGAGGCCCCCAUCUCGCUCCUGUCCUGUAACCGUGGAGACCGUGGGCUCCUGUGCCACCUUGGUGACAGAGCGCAUUGCCCAGAAAGCACCUGAGGUGCUUGAUCAACAGGUGGCUCAGCUUUUAUAUGGUGCCAUUAUCUUAGACUGUGUAAACAUGGCACCCGAGGCAGGUAAAGUCACCCCUAAGGACAGCCAGUACGUCGUCUUUUUGGAGAAGCGUUUUCCAAAGCUGCCUCCAAGGGGCGCUCUAUUUCAGUCUCUACAGAAUGCCAAGUUUGAUGUGUCAGGCCUCUCGACUGAGCAGAUGCUGUUGAAAGACAUGAAAGCGGCAUCCGGUGGGGAUCUGAGACUGGCUGUUAGUGUAAUUUACAUGACACUAGAGGCUUUUCUACAGAGACGUGGCCUACAGCAAGACCUAUGUGAAUUCUGCCACAAUCACAACUAUAACCUGGUGGUUGCCAUGACAAUCUCUUUCAGUGACAACAAAGAGCCCUUCCGACAGCUAGCCGUCUACAGUUCCAGCACUGUCUACAGGGAAGAGAUGAGUAAAGCACUAGAAAAGGCCAGAAAUCCGAGUCUGGAUCUUCGGCCAAUGAGCAGUCCAUAUUCAGAUGUAAAGGCCUAUGUACAGGGUAACACACUGGCAUCACGCAAGAAGGUAUUGCCUAUAAUCUCAGACUUCUUGAAGGAAAAAGAGAGGAAAUUGGCUCAAAGUGGGAACAUUGAGGACCUUGAUCUGGACGAUGAUUGCAAUCAGAACCAGAGUGACUCGCAGCAAUGUGCUGAGGAUGCUGGAAUUGAGGAUGAUACCCAAGUCCCUCCAACGCCAAUGAACAGUCUGGUGGAGGGCUGUCCCUUGGACAGUGGCCUGCCAAAAAUCAAUCCCGAGGUGUUGGUGGAGAAAGUUAGCAGGAUGGCUAGCAUGGAGGACCAGUCUCCUGAAGGACAAUGAUGGAAGAUCUAUUGUCCCACAGAAUCCUUCAUUACAGCUGGAGAAGGCCAGUCCUUCUCCUUCCAGAGGAUGCAAUGCAUAUACAGAGGCGCACAAGGGCAAGAAAAUAAAAUACCACUUUUUUUGAUCUGGUAAACUGACAAAGGUACGAUAUGGUUGAAAGAGACCUUUCUGAUGAUUUUCUAAGUAUUGGUGCACAUAGAUUGAAAUGGAACAUGCAUCAGAUUAUUCAUAAAGGUAUUUAAAGUUAGGAUAUUUCAGGUUUUGGCUGAUUAUUGAUUGGUCCAGUUUUACUCAUAUUUUGAUUUUCUUAAGUAACCAAAAGUCUGAAAGAUUUUGACUUUGACUUCCCCUUUGUCCAGAUCAGCUCUAUGUAUAUCUUAUCAAGUUCUACAAGUGACAGCAUGCAUCCACUUCAAACCUGUGACUCACAAUUGAUAAAUUUAACUCUUUCAAAAUGAAUUUCUGGUGUGUGCUAUUGUGGUACAAGUAGUUAAAUGGAUGCUGGCUUUUGAUGCCUCAAACCUUUGUCUGUAUUAAUCUUUGUAGUAUUAAGUACCUUCAUUUUUGACUUAAGUAUUUUCACUGAUCUGAAACAAGUUUUCAACACAUUUCAAGUUUGUCCUCAGUUUGUCAUCACCCAGUGAAGUGUCUUAACGUCACAAAUCAAUGCAACAUUACAUCACCUGCCUUCAAGUAGUUAAUAACAUUAGUGGCUUAGUUUUAAGUAAAGACUGAAGCAAAGUUUUGAAGCAAUGUUCUGCGUGGCAUAUUGUUGAUUCACACGGUUUGUAAAUUUGAUCGGGGAUCGUGUUUACAGUAAAACAUUUAUAGACAAUCAGGUCAAAGGGUUAAAAUGCAGAAAUGUGAAGCUCUUAUUUUUAUCAAAGCAUUUUUAUGAACUCUUCAGUAAAAACAGUUUAUUUGAGUGGUGAAGUCAUCUUUUUGAGAUGGGAUUACUUUUCUAGGUGGAAAAACCUCUCCUCGUAUUUUAUCCGUAUGACCGUUUUGCUGCCGAUACGAAGUGAAAAGUAACCAGGUUUAAUUUUUUAGCUGGUAAUAAUGUGAGUUAUACUUCUAAAACAGUCUAAUAGUUACAUACAAUAUUUUUAACAUUUUUGUUGUGGUGCUGCAUGCUUGCCUGCUUGGCUUCCAUUGUAAGUGUAUCCUGGAAACACAUUUCCUGUUCAUUAGUGUGAGACACUAUUUAAGUUUGUUUAUAUAUAUAUAUAUAUAUAUAUACAUAUACAUACAUACACAUAUACAUAUACAUACAUACACUGGCGGCCAAAAGUUUGGAAUAAUGUACAGAUUGUUAUGUUUCGUAAGGAAAUUGGUACUUUAAUUCACCAAAGUGGCAUUCAACUGAUCACAAAGUAUACUCAGGACAUUACUGAUGUAAAAAACUGCACCAUCACUAUUUUAAAAAAGUCAUUUUUGAUAAAAUCUAGACAGGCCCCAUUUCCAGCAGCCAUCACUCCAACACCUUAUCCUUGAGUAAUCAUGCUAAAUUGCUAAUUUGGUAUUAUAUCAAACAGUUGAAAGCUAUUUGGUUCGUUAAAUGAAGCUUAACAUUGUCUUUGUGUUUGAGUUGCCACAGUAUGCAAUACUGGCACGUCUUAAUAUCAAUAUUAGGUCAAAAAUGGCAAAAAAGAAACAACUUUCUCUAGAAACUCGUCAGUCAAUCAUUGUUUUGAGGAAUGAAGGCUAUACAAUGCUUGAAAUUGCCAAAAAACUGAAGAUGUCAUACAAAGGUGUACACUACAGUCUUCACAGACAAAGGACAACUGGCUCUAACAAAGACAGAAAGAGAUGUGGAAGGCCAGAUGUACAACUAAACAAGAGGAUAAGUACAUCAGAGUCUCUAGUUUGAGAAAUAGACGCCUCACAUGUCCUCAGCUGACAGUUUCAUUGAAUUCUACCCGCUCAGCACCAAUUUCAUGUACAACAGUAAAGAGAAGACUCAGGGGUGCAGGCCUUAUGGGAAGAAUUGGAAUGAAAAAGCCACUUUUGAAACGGAAAAAGAAAAUUGUUAGAGUGGGCAAAGAAACAGACUUUGGACAACAGAUAAUUGGAAAAGAGUGUUAUGGAUCUUAACACCAUUGAGCUUUUGUGGGAUCAGCUAGACUGUAAGGUGCAUGAAAAGUGCCCAACAAGACAGCCACGUGAGGUGAAAUGUCACCUGAGUAUCCAGCUGUCAUUGCUGCACAUGGAGGAUUUUUUGAUGAGAACCCUUUGAAGUAGUUUAAGAGGUUCUGAACAUUGUUUUUCAAAUUGUAAUAGUAAUUUUUCACGUUAUUAAUGUCCUGACUAUACAUUGUGAUCAGUUGAAUGCCACUUUGGUGAAUAAAAGUACCAAUUUCUUUCCAUAAGAUCAAAAUCUGUAUAUUAUUCCAAACUUUUGGCCACCUGUGUGUGUGUGUGUGUGUGUAACUUUAAUAUUUUGUUACUUUUUAUGAUGUCAUCUUGAUUUUAAUUUUGUUCAGUAUUUGAUUUAGGAUUUGACUUCAUUAUGGAGGUGUGUGUGUGUGUGUGUGUGUGUAUAUAUAUAUAUAUAUAUAUAUAUAUAUAUAUAUAUAUAUAUAUAUAUAUACAUACACACACAUACACACAUAUAUAUAAUCAAAACAUGCAACUGUAUUUUUAAUUUGUUCAAUGGGCUGCAGCUUAUUAACAAUAAUUACCAGCGUGAUAAUAUGAUCAUUUAAGAUCAGUCAUAAGAAAAAGCAUCACAUAUACCUUUUUUUUAUUUUUUUUUAUUAAUAAUUAAAAAGGUUAAGUCAUAACAUAAGGAAUUUUAAAUUAGGUCUAACUGGAUGAAGCAUGUGUACUGGCAUAUUAUUGGGCCAUUAUAUAAAGGUGUUUUUGUCAUGGAAGCAAAACAACUAAUAUAAUUGUGGCUUAACAGAAAAAAAAAAUAGAACUUUAGUUUCAUACUCACUUUGAUAUCGGUCUCUCGUUUUGGACUUGUAACAUAUGAUGUAAGAUUGUGUGUUGGUAUUUUGAGGUCUUAAAAGUGUUGCGUACCCAAUGUUAAUUAACCCUGACAGAUAGUUUGGUGACAUUUGACAUGGUGAAAACAGAGAGGUUUGCUGCAUGCAUGCCUCAGGAAAACUAAUAGCACAUUUUUAGUUUAAAAUGAUUCAGCCAGACUCUAUACCACCAAUAAAAUAAAAUAUCAGUGCAUAUUGAAUGAAUUGUUGAUCGAAUGUCCAUGUAUUAAUGUGCUGUUAUGGUUGUAAGGAAAUUUAAGAGAGCAUACCCUGUGUCACUUGUAUUUUAUCUACAAGGCCUUUUUUAUUUUAAAGGAAUAGUUCACCCAAAAAUGAAAAUGAUCUCAUUGUUUACUCACUCUAAUGCCAUCCCAGAUGUGUAUGACUUUCUUUCUUCUGCAGAACAGAAGAAUACCUCCGCUCUGUAGGUCCUCAGAAUGCAAGUGAAUGGCGGCCAAAACUUUGAAGGUCCAGCAUAUGACUCCAGUGCAAAUCCAUAUCUUCUGAAGCAAUAUGGUAUGCAAUAUGUGUGUGGGUGAGAAACAGAUCAAUAUUUAAGUCCUUUUUACUGAAAAUCUACACUUCCACAUUCAGCCAUCUACUGGUUGAGGCUUGUCAAAUGUGGAGAUUUAUAAUAAAAAAAAUGUAUAUAAAUAUUUAUUGAUCUGUUUCUCAAUCUUACCUAUCAUAUUGCUUCCGAAGACAUGGAUUACUUUUAUGCUGCCUUUUUGUCCAUUUUGGAUCAUCUCAUUUCUGGUCACCAUUCAAAUUGUGAGGACCUACAGAGCUGAAAUAUUCUUCUAAAAAUCUUCAUUUGUGUUCUGCAGAACAUAGUCAUUCACAUCUGGGAUGGCAUGAGAGUGAGUAAAUGAUGAGAGAAUAUAAAUAUUUGGGUGUACUAUCCAUUUAAGUCUCAAACUUUGUACUGUGACUUAAAUAUAAAUAAAAACAUUGUCAGAUUGUUCCAUA